Molecule: messenger RNA, 4518 nt
Organism: Magallana angulata
Lineage: Eukaryota; Metazoa; Mollusca; Bivalvia; Ostreida; Ostreidae
Product: TBC1 domain family member 15-like
Exons: 15
Coding region: 109-2058 (649 amino acids)
Biological process (GO): activation of GTPase activity
Molecular function (GO): GTPase activator activity
Source: RefSeq, a predicted model, not a curated record
AAUCGUUAUUUUUCCUAAAACAAAAUUGAUUUUGUUGCAGAUGUAAGGGGCAUGCAAGUUAACUUGACGUCAUUUCUAAAUGACAACAUUUAACUAAUCUGUAAAAACAUGGCACUGCGAUCACAGGUGCUAUUUGAAAAGGAUGGAGUUUAUAUUCAGGUGAAUGUGAACUCCAAUACUACAGAUAAAGAUGCUCACAUUCCAGGCAAAGUUUACCUCAUGAAAAAGCCUGAUGGGAUAUAUAUUGAGUGGAGGGCUGAAGAAGUGUUGAUGUUGGACGGACAGAAUAAUGCUGAUCAGGAGUGGGCCGUGAUUGGAUCCUCCCUGUCGGUCGGCUACAAACCGGACAGGGACUCGGAUGCUUUAAAUAUGAAAGCAGAAUUACGGAAGAAAUAUAACAUCUGCUUUGACAUCUUGGAUCUGAAGAGUUUUAAACGGAGCGCCCCAAAUCAUGGCUGGGCUUACAUCAUAUUUAUUCUGAAGGAUGGCACCACCUUCCCAGCACUGCACUUCCAUAAUGGAGGGAGCAAAGCUUUACUGCAACAGUUUGGGAAAUACAUUCACAUAAAAAGAUCUCCAAACGACAACCGUUUAUUCAUCGUCCAAGAACACGAUCCAGACAUGUUGUCGAAGUCUUUCGACGAGCUCCAUUUAUUUGCGGAUUCUUCAGGCGAUCUUGUAUCCAAAUUCAUCAAGGACCCCUACACCACCACCCUGGGCGGCUUCUCCAAGGUGACCAACUUUCUGAGGGACACCAUGUUCACCCAGGAGCCAGUCACACACCGCCCAAAGGAGGUGGCGGAAAUCCUGCAGGCCGAUCAGGAAAUCCCGGGCAUGGAGAUCAGCCAACAGGAGGCGGGGUUCGAGUUUGUCACCAAGACCAAGCUUCCCUCAAGGCCGGAGGUGAAGAGGAGUGCCCCCCUGACGGCCCAGCAGUGGUCCAAACACAUGGACGCUGACGGGAGGAUCAAGAAUGUGGAACACCUCAAAGACGUCAUGUUCAGAGGGGGUAUUGAGCCCAGUAUUCGGAUAGAGGUGUGGAAGUUUCUCCUUGGAUACCAUGAUUGGCAGUCAACCUACAAAACCAGGACUGACGAGAGAAAGCGGAAAGUGGAUGACUACUUCAGAAUGAAGCUACAGUGGAAGACCAUUAGUGAGGCCCAGGAGAGGAGGUUUUCUCUGCUGAAAGAAAGAAAAUGUCUGAUUGAGAAGGAUGUGACACGGACAGACAGAACCCACAAGUUCUUUGAGGGGGAGUGUAAUCCAAACCUCCAGGUGUUAAAUGACUGUUUGAUGACCUACUGCAUGUAUAACUUUGAUCUGGGUUACGUCCAGGGAAUGAGUGACCUGCUGUCUCCUGUACUGGUGGUCAUGGAGAACGAGGUGGACGCCUUCUGGUGCUUCGCUGGUCUGAUGGAGAGAGUCUGUGAUAACUUUGAAAUGGAUCAGGCCGGGAUGAAAACCCAGUUGUCUCAGAUCCAUAAACUGAUGCAGUUUGUGGACCCGGAGUUGUGUAGUUAUCUAGAGAGUCAUGAUUCUGGAAAUUUCUAUUUUUGCUUCCGAUGGCUGUUGAUUUUAUUCAAACGAGAAUUCUCCUUUAAUGAUGUGAUGAGGUUUUGGGAGGUGUUGUGGACGGACAGGCCGUGUAAGAAUUUCCACCUGUUGAUCUGUUUAGCUGUACUAGACACGGAGAAAUCCACACUCAUGGAAAACAAAUUUGGCUUUACAGAAAUACUCAAACACAUCAAUGAUAUGAGUGGUGCGAUCCAUCUAGAAGACACACUCAAAAAGGCGGAAGGCAUUUAUAUACAACUGAAAGACAGUAAAAAAUUACCUGCUCCGGUAGCAGAAAUAAUCGGACUAGAUGUGGUUUCCCCUAGUGAUUCUGGUUUCGUGGCUUCCCGAGAGAGGUCGCCGCAUUUAGAUCUAAAUCUGAAAGAGAACGGACUUCACACUCCUAAUUCUGGGUCGGGAACCACCGGCAAUACGCCCGACGACAGCAGUAUAGAAAUUCUGGCGGAGAACGGAGAAGUAGGGGUCAACAACUUCUUCAACUGAUUCCGUUUUAUCAAGAGUGCUGGUUUUGAUUAUACAGACGCCAUGCAACUCGGUAAAGAUACCACACAGCUCUUAGAAUCCCAUGAAAAAAUUCUAUUUUUUAGUGUGUGUUAAAUCUUUACUAAGUGGAUCUUCCAUUGUAUUGGACUUGAGAUGGAGGCGUGAUUUGACCAAGUUUGUGCAAAACCUUUUAUUUUUCAUUUUUUUUUUCUGGAUGGCGUUAUACAGGAUGUUUUUUUUUAGUCAAAGUGCGUUUAAUUACAAAAUGAACCAUCGUAUCCAUAUUUAAUGAAUCCAUUAUCUUGAUUACUGGUAGUUUUUGUUGUUUUAUUUUAAUUUGAGCUUGAUCUGAAAGUAGAUAGCAAGUUGGAAUAGAUACUAGAUAAUAUUGCAGUUGUACAUGUACAUGUAUUGAAAGACUUUAACUUGAGAGAAGGAGUUUGAUGUGUGAUUGGUACAUGUAUGGCAAGUAACGAAAGGAGUAAAAGUGAGAUGAUAUUUAUAACAUUCUUCUAUGACACUUUCUGGCUGUAAAGUUUCAUAUAAUAUGUGAAAUUAUUUAUCAGAAUAGUGUUACGAUCAAGGUAGUUGUGGACAUUUAUUAUUUUUUUCAAACAAACAUCUGACAGAAAUCCUGAAACAUGAAGAAAGUUUAUAUUUUCCAAAAUUAAAGGAGUAAACUCCCUUUACAAAAAAUAAAAGGAAAACUGCCUUAAGUUUAUUAAAUUGUAAUUUUUUUUUGUUUUAAUUGUUUAUAUUUGUUUAAACUAAGGUUUAACUCCUCUGUUAGGUUUUAUUUAUAUUGGUGAAUAUGUUAACCAAGUUUAGUAAUAGAUAUUAAAUAAGUUCAACCAUGUUGAACUUAAUGAAUAGUGAUUUUUGCGAGGAGGUGCCUGAACAAUUGCUGACUGUGGCUACAAGGAGUGAUAGUUUACUUGUAUGAGGACCAAUGAUAUUGUUUUGGGGGAACAGAAUGUUGUAUUUUUGCGUGUAAUAAUGUAUAGAUUUGUUUUUUAUCAUGUAUCGCCUGUACCUGUGGUCAAUUUACACCAUUUUCUUGUGAAAUGAAUGCAAUUUUAUUUCAUGCUGAUUUUUUUUUUUUUGGUAAACAAUGGAAAAUGUAUGUUUAAAUAAAAGUUGGUAGUGCUCUUCCUCUUUGAUAGUGCAGACAAUUUCAUUUACCUUUUGUUGUAUCAGUGGUUUAAAAGGUUUCUAUUUGUCUGUUAUAUACAUGUACAUGUUCACAUUUUAUCUUAUUAAUCUAUGAUGAUGUACGUGCUUUGUUUCUGUUAAGUCUGUCUACUGACAUUUUCAGGAUUGAUAAAAACUUGAAACUCUUAUUCCUUGAUAUAUUCUUAAACCAACAUUCUAAUAUUUGUACUGAUGGCUUUAAUCUAUUAAUUUUUUUUUUAUGCGUUCAGGUAGAACCUCUGAAGUUAUAUUUGUCUUUUCAGUAGUAUGUUUUCAGAUAGAGUAUCCAGGCUCUCUUCUUGUUAUGCUGUAAUGUUUUCUUCAGUGUAUUGGGUAACAGAGGUGCAUAUUUGCUCAUUCUUUCAAAUAAAUUAUCAUAGAUGGGAUUCGGAAGAAGUUUUGGCCAUGCUGGUAGUUAAUAGCAGAGAAAAAUGAAAGAAGAACAGGAGUAGUAUUCGAGCACAAAUUUUCUUUUUCUCAUUGAACAAAUCUUUGACACAACUCACAAUCAAGAAGUUGACGCAAAACACAUACAUUGUUAGAUAAUUCUACUUUCUUUAAACAUGGUACAUUUAUUAAUACUAUUAUGUAUCUGCAUUCUGUGGAAUUUAUUUUUUUUUUUCAUGGUAGUAUCAUGAAUGAUGACGUGAAAUGUUUAAAGAUGGUUUUUGUGUUAGAGUGAUGAUUUCUUAUUGAGUUGAAAAUACAUUGUGUACAUAUAGGAAGUGACAAAAAAAUUUCCCCACCCACCUUGUAUUUGAUAUUUUUUAAAUAUUUUUUUUUUGAUAAGAAUUUGGUGCAAACCUCAGUCAGAAUGUACAUUGUAUGAUGGUGCAUGCAGGUUAGAAACAUUUUUGGAUUGAAAGAUAUUUUUACUGCGAUAACAGGGAACGAUUUGAAUGCUUUUUGUGCUAAUGUUUAUGUAUACAUGCAUUCAGAUUUGUCAGUUGUAUGUAAAUGUGCAAAUACACAAAAGAUUAUGUACCUAAGCUUGCAUUGUUGAUGUGUGUGCAGAUACAUAAAACUGUAAAAAUUUCUAAAACUCUACAUGUGUGCAAGACACAUUACUACACAAAUUGUUAUGUGAGCUAUUUCAUGUUGAUGUGCUUGACAUUAUGUGAAUAUGCCAACAUUCUGCUGAUGUGAGGUACCUGUAGCUUAUUGGUUUUUUUUUCAACUGUGAUACAUUUGGUGUGCAAGUUAUACAUGUAAUUAAUUUAUACCAUUAUGAUGAUAAAAACCAUGAUUGAAUAAAUUGAAAAAAAGGAA